Laetiporus sulphureus 93-53 is the source of this 1568-nucleotide messenger RNA. RefSeq names its product oxidoreductase family protein. The transcript has 6 exons. The record is from RefSeq and is a predicted model, not a curated record. Gene Ontology annotation, cellular component: cytoplasm. Bases 173 to 1321 code for a protein of 382 amino acids. Gene Ontology annotation, biological process: NADPH regeneration. Gene Ontology annotation, molecular function: oxidoreductase activity; nucleotide binding. NCBI's taxonomy places the organism in Eukaryota, Fungi, Basidiomycota, Agaricomycetes, Polyporales, Laetiporaceae.
GCCCAAUGCUCCCGAAGAACCCCCGCGGGUGUCAGACAUUGCCAAAGCUAGUCACGGUUCACUGCUCACGGGGCCCCGAGAAUGUCGUUAUAGAGGGUCUGCUUCUGCAUAACUUGCUGUCCGACCGCGGUCCAUACGCAUACCUCACAUUGGACCCACUUGCGGCCCCAUCAUGGCCCCUGUUGGGAUCGCCAUCCUUGGCUCAGGAAUUUUCGCCAGAGAGGCUCAUCUCCCGGCCAUCGCGACCAUCGGCCCCUCGUUUGUCGACCUCAAGGCGGUCUACUCGCGCUCUGAGAAGAGCGCAGCAGAGCUUGCCAGAGAGGCACAAUCCACGCUCAAGCUCUCUUCUAAACCCGACGUGUACUUCGACGCCGAUUCCUCUCGCAAUCUCGACACGUUGCUCGCUCGCCCUGACAUCACCGCUGUGAUUGUCGUUCUCCCAAUCACCAUACAGCCCAGCAUUGUUCUAAAGGCACUCGGCGCAGGCAAACAUGUGAUCAGCGAGAAACCAGUUGCGCCGGACGUCGGUUCAGGGCUAAAACUGAUCGCGGAGUACGAGACCAAGUAUAAGCCGAAGGGACUCGUUUGGCGGGUGGCUGAAAACAUCGAGACGGAGACCGGAUAUCACAUCGCUGCAAAAGCUAUUAGGGACGGGAAAAUCGGACGAGUCAAAAUCUACAACGCACGGGUUGUGAACUACAUCGACAAAAACUCGAAGUGGUAUAACACUCCCUGGAGAACGAUUCCAGACUAUCAAGGAGGCUUCUUGCUAGACGGCGGUGUGCACACCAUUGCUGCCCUGCGUGUCCUCCUCCCCAGCCCGAUCAAGACUGUCUCCGGCUUCGCCUCACUCACUAAGUCCUACCUCGCACCGCACGACACCAUCAACGCUGCCGUGCGCUCCGCAGAUGGCUCGCAUGGACUGGUCGAGCUCACCUGGGGUGCACCGACUGCUUCGCGCUCCAAUCUGGCUUUCAGCGGCAUUACGGUCACCGGAGCCGACGGCUGGCUCUCCGUCAACCAGGUCAAGGUCGUCGACGGGAGCCAUCCUGUCGAAGGCAUUCGCACAACGGUCCACAUCGCUAAGCGCGAUGAGGAUGGGCGUGACCUUGGCGAGGUAGAGGAGAUCUUGGACCGGACGAUGGACGGCGUGCCGAAGGAGCUCGAGGGGUUCGUCAACGCGAUUCGGGGAGAUGACAAUGGUCUCGGAAACCCGCAGGGCGCGUUGAAGGAUGUGGCAUUCAUCCAAGCAGGGCUUAACAGCAAUGGCCGUCCGGUUGAUAUUGACGUACUGAUGCGCAGUGACGUAAGUUCAGUAUAGAGCAAGGGAUUAUGAUCUUGUACGUUAGACAAGCAUCAGAUCUCGGAUCCAGCCCAGUCUGCUGUCUGUAUGCAAUGUUCCGCUCUUGAUCAUGUCAUGCGGUUUAUCUGCCGAUGGUUCUGCUACUGCAAGUCAUCAAUAGGGUAUGUGUCAUUACCGAAAGCGAUCAUCAUAGUUCGAGUAUAUAAUGGCAGAGAACGCCGACAUCUCCCUGACAUUCGCCAAAUGAUCCACAAGCUCAUUCGGC